Messenger RNA from Trichosurus vulpecula (common brushtail), 1949 nucleotides. RefSeq names its product low density lipoprotein receptor adaptor protein 1 (gene LDLRAP1). The coding region runs from base 108 to 1031 and encodes 307 amino acids. Lineage: Eukaryota; Metazoa; Chordata; Mammalia; Diprotodontia; Phalangeridae. Gene Ontology annotation, cellular component: early endosome. The record is from RefSeq and is a predicted model, not a curated record. The transcript has 9 exons.
GGCGGGGCGGAGCCAGGAGCGGGCGGUGCGCCUCGCUGGCCCCAGCGGAAAAGUUUUUCCAGGCGGAGAGUUUUGGCGGCGGCAGCGGCGGCGGCCGGAGCGGGGCCAUGGACGCGCUCAAGUCGGCAGGCCGGGCGCUCAUCCGCAGCCCCAGCAUUGCUAAACAGACUUGGGGAGGCAGCGGGCGGCACCGGAAACUGCCUGAGAACUGGACAGACACUAGGGAGACGCUGCUGGAGGGGAUGCUGUUCAACCUCAAAUACCUGGGCAUGACCCUGGUGGAGCAGCCCAAAGGGGAGGAGCUCUCGGCAGCCGCCGUGAAGCGCAUCGUGGCCACGGCCAAAGCUAGUGGGAAGAAGCUCCGGAAAGUGACCCUCCAAGUCUCCCCAAGGGGCAUCAUCUUACAAGACAGUGGCACCAGUGAGCUCAUUGAGAACGUUUCCAUCUACAGGAUUUCCUACUGCACUGCAGACAAGAUGCAUGACAAGGUUUUCGCAUACAUUGCCCAGAACCAGCAGAGUGAGAGUCUGGAGUGCCACGCUUUUCUCUGCUCCAAGCGGAAAAUGGCACAGGCAGUAACCCUCACAGUGGCCCAGGCCUUCAAAGUCGCCUUUGAGCUUUGGCAGGUGUCUAAGGAAGAGAAGGAGAAACGAGAGAAGGCCAGCUUGGAAGAGGUCGCCUGUGGGGCUCGGCUGGACGCUCCCCCUUCCCUGAAAGGCCCAAUCACUACUGGAAACCUGCUGGACCUGGAGGAAACAGCCAAGGCUCCCCUGUCCACUGUGAGUGCCAAUGCCACCAACCUGGAUGAGGUGGGGAAGCCUGAGCCCCUAGCCAAUAACAACGUGGUCUGGGAACUCGAUGACGGCCUUGAGGAAGCCUUCUCAAGGCUGGCCCAAUCACGGACGAAUCCACAGGUGCUGGACAUUGGGUUGACGGCCCAGGACAUCCAGUACGCCCAAUGCCUCUCCCCUGUGGACUGGGACAAGCCGGACUUGGGUGCCUCGGAGCAGGACGACCUCUUUGGCUUCUGAUCGUCCCUCGGGCCAGUGAGGACAGCAACCACUACGCAAAUGGACCAAAGUCAUGCUCCUGGGGAAGGGGAGGAGCAGGUCCCCUCAUGCUCAGAACGUCGGCAGCCCCCCGUGGCCCCGUCAACCACUAGACCAAAGGCAUUAUUAACACAGCUCUUUUUUUUUAUCCUGCUUUUUUUCUUCUUUACAAACUAUAGGAUGCUUCAAGCCUAUUUAUUCAGUGGAUUCCCACUCAGACACAAGCGUUGUUGAGAGUUUCCUGCCGUGUAACAUGUACAGUGUUAUAACCAGCCUUUUGGCUCCUCUCAGGGGGAGGCUAGCUUUUCUUUUACCUCCUCUUUCUACAAAAGCAGGUCCGCUUGGUCUUAACUUGUUCCUUCCCCAAAGAGCCACCUUGGGGUCUCCUCCCGUUCUCCUAUGGAGAAGAGGGGCCAAGGAGGGAGGGUGGGAGCCCUGCCGGCCUAGGUGAGUGGACUUUCCUUCCACAGAUGCCAGCUGGGAGCUGGAGGCCAGAAUACUUCUCAUGUAACAGCCCAAGUAAGAGCUGACUCCAAGAGCCUUUCUUCAUCCAAAGACUCAACAGCUUUGCACUUUAAGAAACAAACCCAAAGCCAGGUCUGAAGAUUGCAAAAGGAAGGUGCUGAGUCUGUAGACAGCUUUUAGUUCUCAUCCUCAGGAUGGGUUAGGGUUUAGACCCCUUGCAGCGGCUCACCCAGAACUGAGAAAAACAGGGUAGUGUGGUGGGUGGAGCUGGUGCCGGGGAGGCAGCCCUGCCACCUCCUCUUCAUGACCUUGAGCCAGGCCCUUUCAUUCACCUUGCUGGGCCUCAGUUUCCCCAUUCAGCAAAGGGGGAGAGGGCUGGACGUCCAAGUCUAGCAUCUUGUGAUUCUGCCUUAUUAAAAGUUAACUGACCUCUGA